AUGGUACGAAUGAAGAUCCUGUUGGUGGUUAACCUUGUCGAGUAUGUGGAACAUGGCGGUGAUACAAUUUCUGGAAAUUUUGUUGUCAUGGACCAUGAUAUAUUUUGGAGCUCAGAUCAUCCUGGAAUUGAUUUCACGGUUACAUCUCCCGGAGGAAAUGUGGUACACUCUUUGAAAGGAACGUCAGGGGACAAGUUUGAGUUAAAAGCCAUACAUGGUGGAAUUUACAAGUUUUGCUUUCACAAUCCUAUCUCUACGCCAGAAACUGUGUCCUUCUAUGUUCAUGUUGGCCACAUUCCAAAUGUGCAUAACUUAGCUAAAGAUGAGCAUUUUGAUCCAAUUAAUGUGAAGAUUGCUGAGUUAAGAGAAGCAUUGGAAUCUAUUAUUACAGAACAAAAGUACUUGAAAGCACGUGAUACUAGACAUCGAAAUACAAACGAGAGCACCAGAAAACGUGUUAUCUUUUACACACUCUUGGAGUAUAUUUUAUUUGUGGGUACAAGCUUAUUGCAAGUCGUAUACAUUCGUCGUCUCUUCAGCAAAUCAUUUGCUUACAACCGAGUGUAGAAUCACAAUGUAUUGUGGUGACAAUUAUUUUGUUUUUCCUAUUGAUCAUUUUGUUUUUCCCAUUUUUCUUACUUAUUUGUAACAUAUUUAAAUAUAUGAUUGAUUCCUCUAUUUGAAUUC
Medicago truncatula (barrel medic) is the source of this 687-nucleotide messenger RNA. Its product is annotated as transmembrane emp24 domain-containing protein p24beta3. The record is from RefSeq and is a predicted model, not a curated record. Bases 1 to 567 code for a protein of 188 amino acids. NCBI's taxonomy places the organism in Eukaryota, Viridiplantae, Streptophyta, Magnoliopsida, Fabales, Fabaceae. The transcript is spliced from 6 exons.